AUGAAUCGCUCCUUUUUUGUUGCCGUAUUGUUAUUCUGUGCAGCCACAUGCUUGGUUUUGGCAGUAUCUUCGGCUCCUUUUGUGAGUGCUCAAACUCAGGAGCAAAGUCAGCAGCAAUCAUCCACACAACCGUCUCAAGCGCCGCCCCAACAAGUCAACCAACCUCAGCAACCGUCAUCCAGUCCGUCCAGUAAUAGCAGAUUGGCCAUCUACAUUAAUAACAUUAAUUCUCAGUUGGCAUUAAUCCAAAAAAUUGGGCAGUAUUGUUACAUCAAUAGUCAACAGCAGCAGCAACAAGCACAAAUGGCUCCUCCACAACAACAACAGCAAAUGCCACAACAAAUGUAUGCACCUCCUCCUCAACAACAAGGAAUGCAGCAACAAAUGUAUCCUCCAUCUCAACAACAGGGAUAUCCUCAAGGUCAAAUGCCUCCUCAGGUGAUGCAAAUCUCAGAUCCCAACCAACCAGCUCCUCCAGGUCAAGCCCCACCAACACCAUUACCUCAAGACAAUCCUGUUGGUCAAACUAUUCGAAUGACACGAGGUUUGCGACAAAUGGCUCCUCCUCCACAACAAAUGUAUGCACCUCCACCUCAACAGCAAAUGCCACAGCAAAUGUAUGCUCCUCCUCAACAACAAGGAAUGUAUUCGCCACAAAUGCCUCUGCAAGGAAUGCCUGCUGGAGGUCAAGGUCAGCCCAAUGCUCAAGCGACUCAGUCACAACCAACUCUCACUCAAUCCAUGAUUUCACCAUGUUCACUCAUUACAGAUUCUGCCAAUAAUAUUCAAUCCAAUUUAGAUCUCAUUGUGAAUAAUGACUUGAAUACGACCAACGCUCAGGACUCUCAAUUAAUUACAAGUCAAAUCAAACCUGCUGUUGCAAACUUGGUCAGUGCUGCUAAAUCAGUCGAUUGGAAUACCUUCCAACAAGUUGCUUCAAGCUUACAAUCGCUCAUGACUCAAAUUAGUGGUAAUUAUGGUCAAGUCCAACAAGGUCAACAACAACAGCAACAGCAAGGAGGAAUGCAAUCAAUGCCUCCUCCUCCUCAACAACAAGGUGGUAUGCAACAAAUGCCUCCUCCACAACAAGGAUAUCCUUCAUCACCCAUGUAUCCACCAACCUAUGGUCAACAACAACAACCAAUGUAUCCAGCUGCUCAACAAGGUUAUCCAAGCCAACAAGUAUAUCCAGGAUAUGGUGGUCCACAGCAAAUGUAUCCUCCAUCUCAACAACAAGCCUACUAUCCUCAACAAUCCGCUUAUCCAGCUCAGCAACAAGCAUACUAUCCUCAACAAGCUGGUGGUCAACCUUACUCUUACAACCCAUCCAUGUAUGGUGGAGCUCAACCAUGGGUGUCAAUAGCUGGUGUUUCAGCACCAAACCAGCAACAACCAAUGGUUUACAAUGGACAAUUUCCUGGUCAGCAAAUGGCAUAUGGAUCAAGGCCUGGUCAAACUUCUUUAGGAGAUCCUUACAUGGAAUCAUUGAUGAAUUAUGGAAUGACCAUGCCAAUUCCACAAAGACCUCAACAACAGCAACAAGCGACUCCUCCUCAAAGAUAA
Molecule: messenger RNA, 1563 nt
Organism: Naegleria lovaniensis
Lineage: Eukaryota; Heterolobosea; Eutetramitea; Acrasida; Naegleriidae
Exons: 1
Coding region: 1-1563 (520 amino acids)
Source: RefSeq, a predicted model, not a curated record